Molecule: messenger RNA, 1564 nt
Organism: Capsella rubella
Lineage: Eukaryota; Viridiplantae; Streptophyta; Magnoliopsida; Brassicales; Brassicaceae
Product: putative F-box/LRR-repeat protein At3g44810
Exons: 4
Coding region: 102-1424 (440 amino acids)
Molecular function (GO): protein binding
Source: RefSeq, a predicted model, not a curated record
AAUCAACAUCACAUAAGAAAAGAGAAAGAAAAAAAAAACAGAACCUUAAGAAAUAGGGAAUUGAGAAGAAGCUGUUGUUCGUGUACCACUAGCCACUAAGGAUGGGUUCUGUCUCUAUGAAUUCAUUGAAUUGUCUUCCAGAUGAACUUCUUGCCAAAAUCUUGUCCUUCCUUCCAAUAAAACAAGCUGCUUCAACCUCUCUCAUCGCCAAGAGGUGGAGGACUUUGUUUGCUGUCAGGCAUAAUCUGGACUUUGACGACUCCGAAAUUUUAGACCCGAAAGUAGAUGAAGAGGAUAUGUACAACGUUUAUGAGAGUUUCUGGUCUUUUGUGGAUAGAACGUUGGCUUUGCAAGGCAGUGUACAUAUCAAUAAAUUCUCACUUAAAUGUGGAUAUGAACCUCAAGAGGAGGAUCAUGUUGAUGGUUGGAUAAAUAAUGCCCUGGAACGCGGUGUCUCUGAGCUGCAUCUACACUUAACAGAUGAGAUGCGGUUUCGUUUGCCAUCAAAUCUGUUCAUCAGCAAUACACUGGUGAAGCUAACAUUGGGAGAAGAACUUAGCAUCCAUUAUCUUCCUCCUAAUACUUUUCUUCCAUUACUAAAGAUUCUCUUCCUUCGUUCAGUUAGGUUUGGUAAUCAAAAGUUCUGUGAUGUGCUUCUUGCGGGUUGCCCUGCACUUGAGGACUUAACCAUAAACGGCGAGGAUUUUUCAGGAAUACCUGAAGCCAUUUCCAGCAAAACAAUUAAGAGACUCUCUCUCAUUUCUAAAUCCGUUGACUAUGAUGAUUUGUCCAGCUUCAUGUCACUAGACACACCAAAUCUUGUCAACCUCUUCUACAGGGAUUUUCCUCGGCGUAGGUAUCUAAUUCGUUGUAAUUUGGAUUCACUUGUGAAAGCUGUACUGGAUCUUCAUGUCUUAGAACUUGUAGACAAUGAUGAGCCAUUUGAAUCAAAUGUGAUGGAUCUCAUGAAUGGCGUACGCAACGUCGAGAUACUUCAGUUGACACAUUCUGCUACUAAGAUAAUUUGGGAAUAUUGCAAAGGUGGACUACCUGUGUUCAAGAACCUUCUUCAUUUGGAGUUUUUAGGUUACGAAGAAAGAGUUUGGAAAGAGCUACUACCACUUAUGCUAGAGCAUUCUCCAAACCUAGAACGUUUGUUCCUCUCGGGUCUGUGCCAUUGCAAGUCAGAUGGGAUUCGCAUUCCACAGACUAACAAAGUAAGCUUCUUGUGUAUCACGUUCUAUCUAGGAACUGAACAUGAGCUGAAACACAUCAGCCAUUUUUUGCUUAAAAUGGAGUGCCUUCAAGUGGUGCAAGUCUACUUUGCAAAGACAUUGGUUGAUGACUCCAAAAAGAUGAAACUCACAGAGGACUUGUUGAAGCUUCCCAAAGCUUCUUCCAAUCUCAGGAUGCAUGUUAUUUGAUCAUCAUUAUAUAUUUGUUCUUCUAUUUCUUCAGAACUCAGAUUUAUGUUAUAAUGACUUAUGAUUUUAUUUCUUCAGUAUCUUUCUUGUAAAGAAUAUUGUUCUUUUGAUUUUUUUUUUUAUGCUAAGUGUGUUUUUGA